AUGACUAUCACCGUCCCUUUGAUCAUCAACGGCAAAGAGGAAGCCACUUCGACCUCUUUCGACGUCGUCAGCCCCUAUACAAACCAGACAUGCUGGACCGCGGCCGCAGCCACCCCGCAGGAUGCCAUACGGGCCGUUGAGGCCGCCGACGCCGCCUUCCCCGCCUGGUCACAAACCAAGCCAACCUUGAGACGAGAUCUCCUGCUCAAGGCAGCAGACCUAUUAGAGCAGCGUCUCGAACAGAAUGCCGAGUACAUGCGGACCGAGAUGGGCGCCGAUGUUGGUGCAUCGCAGGGCUUCGUCGUCCCGUUAGCUAUCCGCAUGCUGCGCGAUGUCGCAAGCCGAAUAACCUCGAUCUGUGGAAGUGUUCCUAUCGUCGAGGCUGAGGGACAGAGCGCAAUUGUUUUCAAGGAACCCAUGGGUGUUAUUCUGGGUAUUUUGCCGUGGAACGCACCUUACGUCUUCGGGAUCCGCUCUGCUGCAUGCGCACUCGCAGCUGGUAACACGACCAUCUUGAAAUCCUCCGAGCUGACACCACGCUGUUACUGGGCUAUUGGUCGUGCUUUCGAGGACGCAGGUCUACCCGCCGGCUGCCUGAAUGUUCUACACUGUCGUCCGCAGGAUGCAGCGGAGGUAGUCAAUGCCAUAAUUGAGCAUCCGGCCGUCCGCAAGAUCAAUUUCACCGGUAGUACGGCUGUAGGCCGCAAGGUCGCGCGAACAUGCGGGCAGAACCUGAAGCCGUGUUUAAUGGAGCUAGGCGGGAAGAAUAGUUCCAUUGUAUGUGCUGACGCAGACUUGACGACGGCCGUGCAGGGUGUUCUCGCUGGUGCCUUCUUAAACUCUGGCCAAAUCUGCAUGGCUACAGAUCGUAUCCUCGUGCACUCCUCAAUCGCACCUGCAUUCACGGAAGCUUUGAAAUCUGCCCUCACGUCCGGCACAGAUACCUCAUCCCUGCCCCCGACACUCGUCAACACUGCAUCCAAGGCCCGCGUCGAGGCUCUAAUGUCCAGCGCCGUGACCUCAGGCGCACACUUUAUCUCUGGGUCCGCUAAAACCAAUGUCCCAGCAGAUGCAGGUGUCCGGCUAGCGCCAGCCAUUCUGGGUGGUGUCAAAGAAGAUAUGGCCGUAUGGCAGGAAGAAGCAUUCGCCUCCGUAGCCGCAUGCAUGGUCUUUGAAAGUGAAGACGAGGCGAUCCGCCUGGCGAAUAGUAGUGGGUAUGGAUUGUCGGCGUCUGUGUUUACGGAAGAUUUGAGGAGGGGGUUGGCGAUGGCUAAAAGGAUUCAGUCUGGGGCUGUGCAUAUCAACAGUAUGACGAUCCACGAUGAGCCCGUUCUUCCGCAUGGAGGCGUGAAGAAUAGUGGAUGGGGUCGAUUCAAUGCGGCGGAGGGGUUGAAUGAGUUCUUGUCGACUAAGAGUGUGACUUGGAUGGAUUAA
Messenger RNA from Penicillium atrosanguineum, 1434 nucleotides. RefSeq names its product aldehyde dehydrogenase. NCBI's taxonomy places the organism in Eukaryota, Fungi, Ascomycota, Eurotiomycetes, Eurotiales, Aspergillaceae. The record is from RefSeq and is a predicted model, not a curated record. The transcript has 4 exons. The coding region runs from base 1 to 1434 and encodes 477 amino acids. Gene Ontology annotation, molecular function: succinate-semialdehyde dehydrogenase (NAD+) activity.